Molecule: messenger RNA, 1858 nt
Organism: Wallemia mellicola CBS 633.66
Lineage: Eukaryota; Fungi; Basidiomycota; Wallemiomycetes; Wallemiales; Wallemiaceae
Product: S-adenosyl-L-methionine-dependent methyltransferase
Exons: 2
Coding region: 11-1810 (599 amino acids)
Source: RefSeq, a predicted model, not a curated record
AGUAACGACGAUGUCAGACGGCGACAAAAAGGCGGAGAAGCCAACGACCCUGAUGGAUGCCCUCCACCAGGCUAAUCAGAACUCAGCUAGGAAUAUUGAGUACGUCCAGGAGUUCACGCUCAAGAGAAUGUUCAAACUCGCCUCUCUUGUAGCACUCACUGCUUACUUACUAGCAUUCCAAUCCUACCUCAUCAAAUCAUCCCUCAAUCCCGUCUUCGGUGCCUUCAACACUGAAAUUCCCCAUAGAGUACUCACCGGUGUCUUAUCUGUCCUCCCCUUGCCAUUGGCUAUGCAGAAGGACAACUUACGCGGUAUCAGAAACACUAUCAAGCCAUUCGCCGUUGUUCUCAUUUGCGCACUCUCGAAUCCAUUCACUGUUCGCAUCAUUGCCGAGAAGUCAUCAGAAUAUGGCAUCGUCUGGGGCCCUAGAGUAGCCUGGGCCGUAUUGCAAGCUCCUGCAUGGAUUUUCGCUGUCACAAACCUUUACGAACACCUACUCAAAUUGUGUCCAGAAGCUCUUCAAUAUGGUUUGCCUUUACUUGGUUCAUUUACUAUCCCUAGUGUUGAAGCUAGUCUCACUAGAAUGCUCACACGUGGUUUCCUCAGUUCUUACAUGCCAUCAGAUCCAACUGCUUUCUUGAAGUUGAUUUCUCUCCCAGCUGCUCUCAUUUCAGUCGUUAUCGCACUCGGUAUGGGUAAGGCAGAAAAAGACAGCAUCUUUACUAGCAGCAAGUCACGUAACUUACUUGUCAUUCCUGUUAUUCUCGUCGCUUUAACCCUCGCCAACUUUGCACCAAGAGAGGCGGUCCCUGGUCACCCUAUCCUCGACAGAACACAAUCAGUUACUGGUCAAAUCAUCGUUGGUGAAGAUCUCAACCAAGGUUUCAGAUAUAUGCGCGCAGAUCAUAGCUUAUUGGGUGGUUUAUGGGUUGGCCCAUCGAAGGAUGCUUUACUCAACCAAUACGGACAGGAUGCCGACUUGAACGAUGAACUCGUUGUAAAGAACAGUGAGAGCAUCUACACUACUUUCCUCCUCCAGGAAGCUGUCAGACUUGUAGAAAGACCACAAUCUGAUCUCGAUGAGAAGGCACUCAUUAUUGGUUUGGGUAUUGGUGUCACCGCUAGUGCUUUCGACAAACACGGUAUUGAACUCUCCGUCGCUGAAAUUGACCCAGCUGUUUACAAAUACGCAGUCGAUUACUUUGGCGCACCGGAACCAGCUCAUCUUAAGUUAACUGACGCUCGCCGUGCAGUCAUCGACUGGAUUAUCGAUAUGGAAGGCGAAAAGGAUAAAUUCGAUUAUGUCAUUCACGAUGUCUUCACCGGUGGUGGUGUACCAGGUCGCUUGUUUACCACCGAAACAUGGGAACAAAUUAAGUACGGUAUGAAAGAAUCUGGUGUUUUGGCAGUCAACUUCGCUGGUAUCGCCUCUUCUGAGGCCUCAAAGAUGGUCAUCGGUACACUUCUCAACAACUUCCCUCAAUGUAGAGCCUUCUCUGAUCGUCAAGUACCAGAAUCAGCUGAGGAGUUCAUCAACAUGGUCAUCUUCUGUACUAAGUUUGACACACCUCAAUUGGACUUUAGACCAGCUACUAGUCAGGAUACUUUGAAUUCGAUCCUCCGCACGAGAGUAUUGACUGGUUUCUUGAACCACGAAAUUGACUUGUCUGAAUACAAGGGAACAAAUGAACACCUCCUCUGGGAUUCAAAUGCUAAGAAGUUAAACAGCGUUCAGCAAAAUUCAGCAAUGCAUCACUGGGAUGUCAUGAGACAAGUUCUACCAAACCAAGCAUGGGUCUCUGCGAUUUAGUUUAAUAUAGAAAUUAAUGUAAUGAAUCCUUUUUAAUUUUGAUCUAUU